Molecule: messenger RNA, 1437 nt
Organism: Diachasma alloeum
Lineage: Eukaryota; Metazoa; Arthropoda; Insecta; Hymenoptera; Braconidae
Gene: dbe
Product: KRR1 small subunit processome component homolog
Exons: 2
Coding region: 281-1312 (343 amino acids)
Cellular component (GO): small-subunit processome; nucleolus
Molecular function (GO): RNA binding
Source: RefSeq, a predicted model, not a curated record
UGCGUAUAGCACAGCAUAACCUCACACUCCAAUAAUACAAAUAUCGUCGCUUCUCUCCCCUCGAAAUCCUCAAAAAACUAAUUCAUAAAAAUUUAGCAAAAUCCUUUGAACCUUCGCAUCACCUCCAGCACAGCUCCUGUCUAUAAAAAACGUCAUCAUUUUGUUAUCGGUAAAAAAACAAUGGGAAAACCAUUGUUUAUAACCUCAAAUGGACUCCAUAUGCAUUGAAACCUCUAGAAAGUUCGAUAAAUUGGAUAGAAAAGUCAGUGAAGUUUGAAAAAUGGGCGACGCGGAUUCAGACGCAACACCUGGUACAUCAGGUCCUGUGGAGGACGCCUGGUCCCUGAAAAUCCCACCAUUCAGACCAGAGGACAAUCCGAAUCGUCUCUUGGAGGAGAGUUCGUUCGCGACGCUCUUCCCCAAGUACCAGGAGAAGUACCUGAACGAGUGCUGGCCCCUGGUCCAGAAGGCCCUGCAAGAGCAUGGAAUAAAGGCUGAGCUCGACCUGAUCGAGGGGAGCAUGACAGUGAGGACGACGAGGAAGACCUGGGACCCCUACAUAAUCAUAAAGGCCAGAGACAUGAUCAAGUUGAUGUCUCGAAAGGUCCCCUUCGAACAGGCUGUUCGUGUGCUCAAGGACGAUGUCAGUGCUGACAUAAUCAAGAUCUCGUCCUUCGUCAGGAACAAGGAGAAGUUCAUCAAGAGGAGACAGAGGUUGAUUGGACCCAAUGGGUGCACACUGAAGUCCAUUGAACUACUCACAGGAUGUUACGUUAUGGUCCAGGGUCAGACAGUGGCUGCCCUAGGUCCAUACAAGGGUCUCCAACAAGUCAGAAGGAUCGCAGAGGACACCAUGAAGAACAUCCACCCAAUUUACAACAUCAAAGCAUUAAUGAUAAAACGAGAAUUAGCGAAAGAUCCAAAACUGAAGAACCAGAACUGGGACAGAUUCCUCCCCAAGUUCGCCACGAAGAACAUCUCCAAGAGAAAGCAGCCCAAGGUCAAGAAGGAGAAGAAACCGUACACACCGUUCCCACCGCCACAGCAAGAGAGUAAACUGGAUAAACAACUGGCUAGUGGUGAAUAUUUCCUGAGCAAGGAGCAGAAGAGGAUGAAGCAGAAGAAGGAGCUGGAUGCGAGACACGAGGAGGCCGAGAAGAAGAGGCAGGAGAAGAGGGCUGAGGCAUUUGUGCCGCCUGAGGAGGAGACCAAAGUGGAGAGCAAAGGAAAGAAGAGGAAAAACGAUGUUAACAUUGAGGAAGUUAAGGAAAAAGUGCAGAAAGGACUCAAAAAGAAGAAAAAGAAGUCGUAAUUUUUAUUUGUUUAAUGGUUAAGUUGUUUUAAAUAAAUUACCUGUGCACAUAAUUUGGUCAGUCAAUCACAAAGGAAUAACUCUUUGUUGAAAAGUUUAAACAUUUAAAGUAUUUUUCCUCAUUA